Messenger RNA from Callorhinchus milii (elephant shark), 2104 nucleotides. It is a transcript of the gene lysmd3, whose product is annotated as LysM, putative peptidoglycan-binding, domain containing 3. Gene Ontology annotation, biological process: Golgi organization. NCBI's taxonomy places the organism in Eukaryota, Metazoa, Chordata, Chondrichthyes, Chimaeriformes, Callorhinchidae. The transcript has 3 exons. Gene Ontology annotation, cellular component: Golgi apparatus. Bases 101 to 1114 code for a protein of 337 amino acids. The record is from RefSeq and is a predicted model, not a curated record.
GAGAGCGAGGCCCGGCCCGGCCCGGGGGGGAGAGCGAGGCCUGUCCUUGGCACAGACGCCGCAGGUGAAGCCGGAGCCAGAGGCGCUCUGACCCGGGUUUAUGCUGCUCUCCAAUGGCGGCUCCCGGCACAGCUCCAGCGACGUGGCUUCAAACCCCACUGCCGUGAAGCGAUGGACGCGGCCCCGAGAGCAGAUAACUAUGUCAGGGAGAAGUCAGAGAGAACGGUUUCAAGUUGCCACUGUUCCUCCUGCACUGGGAGGUAACCUUUACGUAUUUGGAAAUAACACGCCUUCGGAAAAUGAACUCUCAGAAGAGGACGCCGAGUAUUUUGAGCUGCGGCCAAGAGGCAAAGAGAAAACAAGAAAAAUCACCUCCAAGGAACGACUGGAUGAAAUUGUGUAUCUGGUCCGAGAAAUUCAAGAAGGCGACACCUUGAAUGCACUUGCUCUGCAGUACUGCUGUACUGUUGCAGAUAUCAAGAGGGUGAACAAUCUUAUCAAUGACCAAGACUUUUUUGCUCUCAGAUCCAUAAAAAUCCCUGUGAAAAAGAUCAGUUUAUUGACUGAGACACACAGUCCUACUAAACUAAAAUUAGUUCCACGUGUUGCCUUAGAAUCUAGUUCUCAAUUUGAAGAAUGCAAUGCUUGUCCAAAAUCCACAUCAUCCAGUGGCAAUGCUGACAACUUUCUCCGAGAAGUCGAUAAAGACAUAGAAAGGAUAGUGAAAUCCACUGACACUACGAGGGAACAUUUAAAUGAGGUGGUUUCAUCUUUGUCCACUCAACCGUCUUAUCAAAUACCAGCUCGCAAAAUCUUACCACGUAAAGAUCCUCAUUAUGGAGCUGACUGGGGAAUGCGAUGGUGGAAUGCAGUAAUGAUAAUGUUAGUAGUUGGAAUCGUUACACCAGUGUUUUAUUUGCUAUACUAUGAAGUCCUGGUUAAAGUUGAGACAAGCCAUCAUUCUACUAUGGAAUCUACAGACCUUCCUGUUACUCAGCCUUCACAUCAAGAGUUGAAGUAUGCAUAUGAAAUAAAUCCUAUGAAAAGAACUAGUGUGGCUGCAGAGGAGGCUGUUGACCAUGUAAAUGCAAAAGUACAGACAUCUGUGAACUAAUUCCAAAUCUCUACCAGAGCACUUGUGUGGAGGAAAUAACUUCUAAAUAUAAGGGGGGGAAGGAAAUAUAAUCAUGUAAGAGAUUAUUUUGUGUUAUGGAACUUCACUUAAUGUGUUUUACUUGCCACUACAUUCAAACGAUUUAAAGUGAUUGGAAUUUUGUGAACGGCAAUAGUGAUUUCAAGUAUUACAAUUACAUUACCAAGUACCCUCAGAUAUUUAGGAUUAAACUAUUUUGUUAUUUAACCAGUGUCUCUUUUAAAUUAGUGCAUAUAAUCUUUAUUUCAAUGAAAUUUCUAAACAUGAUCCUAUACAUUUUCCAAUUCCAUACCAACUUUCUAGGGGAAAAUACACUGGUUAGUUUCUUAUAAAUUGCUUUUCCAUCAGUAUUUAUGAUCUAAAGUUUUAACGUCAUGUAGCCUUUAUGUAAUUGAUAGCCAUUGCUUAAAAUAUUAAGCCUUUCAUUUUUGUGUAAAAUAUUAAAUCUGGAGACUGUUAAUUGUUCUUGAACUGUAUGAACUUGUAUGCCACGAUGAUGGCUACUUGCUGCAAUUAGUUUUUUCUCUGCAGUUCAGAAAUAUCUGCUCAGUGAACUUGUUCAAAAUGCCACUGUUCCAACCUGUUGUCUUAAUUUAGUUACUGUAAAAGGGUGGGAAGAGAUUCUGCUGCCUAAUUUGUACAGUUUUUAAUAUAAAGAUGUAUUUAUUGAAUUUUAGGGCACUUACUAUGGCUGGACAUUUUGCAAAAUUGGUUGUAUUCAGGUGGUGAAAAUGCAGUAUUAACUGUUAUUCUUGCACAGUAAAGGCUGGGGAAUUGUAAUUCUGAAGGAAAGAAUCGAUCUUAUGUUGAGGAUGGUAUUGCAAAUGCAAAUGAGCUAGUGCAUUGAGAUUGCUAUGUUAAUUCACUUCAGUUCUAUUUUCCUAAAAGCUUUGUAACAGAAUGAUAUUCUUCAGUAAUUUGCCCUUUAAAAUAAAAGAUGAAACAACUGUA